Sinocyclocheilus rhinocerous is the source of this 5007-nucleotide messenger RNA. RefSeq names its product heart development protein with EGF-like domains 1 (gene heg1). Gene Ontology annotation, molecular function: calcium ion binding. Gene Ontology annotation, biological process: heart development. Lineage: Eukaryota; Metazoa; Chordata; Actinopteri; Cypriniformes; Cyprinidae. Bases 806 to 3754 code for a protein of 982 amino acids. The transcript is spliced from 13 exons. The record is from RefSeq and is a predicted model, not a curated record.
CGUCAUCUGCUCACCUUCAUGUUCAUGCACCAAACUCAUUAGACUUUUUUUUUCUCAGUGGAACAAAAGUGAUUUAGCAUGAGAAUCAAAAUCUGUUAUUUCCAUACUGUGAAACUACAUGGUAAUCUGUCAAUCCCGAACUCUAAUGAUUGUAUGCAAGGUUGGGAUUUGAGCCCAGGUCCCCUUGCUUUCUAAAAGAAGUCUACCAUGACAGUAAAGUGCAAUUCACAUUAAUAAUGAAUAAACUGCUGUGAUUACAUUUCUAGUUCAGGUGCAUGAAGUUUAGCUCCGUUUUAUGCUCAUUCAUGUUGCCAGGAAAUGCCAGAUCUUUUUAAAAAUAAUUGUCAAGUUGCAUUAUCACUGGUGUCAGUUGUGAAUGUCAUUUAACAUGUUAUAUUUUAUGAGUGUUUCUCCCAUGUCUUAAUGCAUUAGAAAUGUCUAAAAGUGGGGAGCAAAUGAUUUCGUGUAGUGUUAAUGCACUGGUGUUUGAUUUAGACUUGAGAGGGAAAAAUAAGAAUUCCACCUGUUGUGGCAUCAUUUGACGGUCAUAAACCGAAUUGAGCACACAUUUGUGAAAGUGCGUUCAUCCAGAGGAAUGGGGUGGAAACCGCUAUCGCCUGCCUGAGGGGAGGAGUCACCUCCUCUCGCUGCAUGAAAUAUAACCCUUCCAAGACUUCAUCUCCAACUUUAAAACCAACAUAAGGAAUUUACUCAUGGGAAACUGUUAAAGGGACUCACUUUCCGAUGGUGACCCGGACCACUUUGGCGUUUUAUUUAUUAGGAAGUACGCCCGGUCGCCUUUAUAAUGGAAACGUGUGUCGAGAGACGCGCUUGCCGUGUGGUUUUCACGGUCUUUCUGCUUGUCCUAAAUACUGUGAUAGCCCAGACUUUCUCUCCAGACGCGGACACCGAUAACCCACUGAGUACCGAUACUUUCUUUACCCGAACAACUGGUGUAAAACAAACCUCCUCCUGGCCGGGGAGAAAGGCCACUACAACAGCUGUGGAUCUAUCGAGUGGACUGGGGGAGAUGACGGACAUUCCCGCCAGUGUGUCCAUCACUGGAGCUCGAGAGGAAAAACCUUUAAGCAUCUCUACAAACACAGCUGACUGGAGGAUGACCUCGGAUGAUUCCACUGAACAUCUGCAGACUGACAAAGAGUUUGCCCAUAAUGCCACAGCCCAAUGGGAGGGUCCAUCAGUAGCAUCGCACAGCAUCACCAGCCACCAUCCCGUUACAGAGGCUCGAACAGUGCGAGAGGUUCCCACAACGGAUCUGAGAGACGUUGACACCACCGACUCGGUCUCUCACACUGAUAGCACCUACAUUUCCACAACCAACCGAGUCAGAGAACGCACACUCCUCUCAGUGACCUCCAACAGCACCUCUGCGUACACUGAGGACUCCAACUCCUCGGAUGCUGUCUCUCAAACCUCCAUUUGGGAAGUGAGAACGUCAGGAGCCACCCAGGGCAAGGAGGAAACCGUAGAUGUAUCUACAUUGUCUGAACAGACUGAACCCACUUUUGAAGAUCAUAAUGCCACCAAUGCAACUCAAGGCCACUCUUUGGAGACCGAGCAGUCAACGUUUUCCCAUGGCACUGAGUCACAGACGGGACAAUCUAGUGUCACAGGACAGACUGUUCAACAGGUAUCUGAUAAUGACAAUCCAAAUUCAACACCCCCUCUUACAAUGAUCAACAGAGAUGAAGGGGAAAUGGACGCCACAUCGGUGAGUGGUGGGACGUCUUAUACAGAAACCGGUGACUCUGUGUCAUCUAUCCCACCUUUUACCUCCGGUGGAUACAGUGCCACUAGCAUAUCCCAACAGAGCCGUGAUUCCACAGUGACUUAUUCUCUGGAUACUGAUGCUUCCACUGAGUUUUCUACUGAAUCUGUUAGCUCAACUGGCCGUGAGGAACUUGAAGGGUCUCCGACCCAUACAGUGGAGGAGACAACCAUUCAGGGCCUGACCACUGCACCCCCAGUGCCCGAAGAUGUAGCCACCACAAUUGAUGACUCAUUUACGACGUUCCUUGCUGGCAAAUCACCCUUCGUCCCAAAAACUGAUGAUCAGACCAACACAGAAGUGGUGCCAACAUCUGCCAUGCCAGCAACUCAUAGGCCACAGGUUACAGAGGAAGCCACUGAUGAGGCAUCAACUGUUUACAGUUCUACCAACACUUUCACUACAACGAUUCCUCCCGUCACCACCCGUCAGCUCCAACCGAGCACCACACCGCUAGCCCAAACAGAACACACUACCAUCGCUACCACAGAUAUUGUUCAGGUACUGCGGACGACACCCACCACAACCCAACGUCCGCUUACCUCCACUACUGGUGGACCACAGGCACCCAGUACAUCUGAUUUUGCUAAUGUCACCACCUUGCACUUAGAAACCAGCACGGCAACACCAGGGAACACUACUGCACAUGGCCGACGUGCAACAACACCCUACAGCAAGAGCACCCCAACCAAGACCACUGUGGUGGAAACCACCCGGAAUCACACGGACAGAAGCACAACAGAGAUGGGAAUGACAACCACGCAGAUGCCAUUUAAGUCAACAGCAUCACCAGAUCAUGUGUGUGGGCCUCAAACUUGUGCAAAUGGAGGCCACUGUGUUAGAUCAGCUAAGGGAAGUUACCACUGUCAGUGUCUGCCUGCAUGGACAGGACCCUUCUGCACGGAAUAUGUGGAUGAGUGUGUGAAUAGUCCGUGCCCCCAGGGUUCAGUGUGUGUCAACACCGGUGGCUCUUUCAGCUGCCAGUGUGCCCUGGGCUAUGACUUGGAGGAUGGCCGCAGUUGUACGCAAGUGAAGACAUUUUUGGGCACUUUCACCGUCAACACCUCAAUGCAUCUCAGAAGUUCAGGUCCGCAUGAGCUGCACAGAGAGAUUUUACAGCUGCUCAAUACCUCGCUUUCCAUCUUCCAUGGCUACCGACGUUCCACUUUACAUAAAAAAGAUGGAGGAGAUGUGCAGAUCUCAGCGGUGAGCAUGUUUUCACUCUCCACCAAUGUGACCAGCACGGAUGUCUUCAACAGCAUCCAGACAUCCCUGAGCAACUGCAGCCGGACGUACUCGCACUGCACCAUUAAGCUUCAGCACCAUCUCUCCUAUCACGCGGAGAGCCUGUGUUUGGCCCAGAAGACCAAGUGUGAUUUGCAGUACUCUGAGUGCACGGACUCUAGCGGGACCUCGUACUGUCAGUGCAAACCAGGAUACUUUAAAAAGAACCCAGAGGACAUGACCUGCAGAGACUGUGGAGAUGGACUCAAGCUUGUUAACGGCAGCUGUGUUGAGUGCAUGUUUGGAUUUGGAGGUUUCAACUGCAAUAACUUCUAUAAGCUGAUAGCUGUGGUGGUCUUUCCUGCUGGAGGAGCUCUUCUGUUGAUUGUCAUCAUUGCUCUUAUAGUCACCUGCUGCAAAAAGGACAAAAAUGACAUCAACAAAAUCAUUUUCAAAAGUGGAGACCUUCAGAUGUCGCCCUACGCAGAGUUUCCUAAGAGUAAUCGUGUGUCUAUGGAGUGGGGCCGAGAGACUAUUGAGAUGCAGGAGAACGGCAGUACCAAAAAUCUCCUGCAGAUGACAGACAUUUAUUACUCGCCUGCACUUAGGAACUCUGACCUGGAGCGUAAUGGCCUGUAUCCAUUCUCCGGUCUCCCCGGUUCCAGGCAUUCCUGCAUCUACCCAGCUCAGUGGAACCCUUCCUUCAUAAGCGACGAUUCACGGCGAAGGGACUACUUCUGACGGCCUUAGCCAGCAGGUGUGCAAUCUGAUUCUGCAUAUAAGCUCUCACGGCAUGGUUGGACCUGCCGCAGAUCCUGGAGCUGGAUACUGACCACUAAAGGCUUUUGAAUGUGAAAAUGAGCUGGCAGGAAAAGACCAUUAUCUGUGAGAAUGGAAGAAAGUUGCAGAGGCCUGUCUGGGUCAAUUUAGCAUUAGAACACAGUGCCACAAUAAGACUUUAGUUUCUGCUGUGGAAGUCAGUUAAAUUAGAAUAACACGUAAGAUGCCUGGGCUACAGUAUAACUUUUAUAUUCUAAAAGUUUGCACUAUGAACUCCUCAAACAGAUAUUAUCUCAAAUGGAAAAAGCCAUAAAUGUAUCAUAUUUGUACUUGGAAUAAUGUACCCAACUGGUUUGUACUGUGUUUUGUGUGUGAUGGGGUAUCUGUAUGUCUGUUUGUGAAUGUUAAUCAAAAGUUAAAGAGAUGGAUCACUCCAAAAUGAAACUUCUGAUAUCAUGUACUCACCCAAAACAUGUAUACCUUUCAUUUCUUGGUCUUAUUGACCAUUAUUAGUAUGUUUUAUGGUGCUUUUUGGAGCUUAACAGCCCCUGGUCCCCAUUCACCUACACUGUAUGGAAUAGAGCAGUGUAAACAUUGUUUAAAACAUCUCUUUUUUUGUUCCGUCUUGGAAAAAUAAUGUGUUUGGAACAAUAUGAGGGUGAGUAUAUGAUGACAUUGUUACAUUUUUGGGGUAAACCAUCGCUUUAAUGCUUUGUAGUGGUUGAGUUUUUAUCAGAGAAAUGGUGUGAGAUUUACGCUGGAGAACUAAACCUGUGUAAAAGCUGGUAGGAUUUUGAAACAAUAUUACUGGAUGCAGCAUUCAUGUGAAAUGUAGCAAAUAAUGCCACAAGGUAUUACAGUUUGUUUGAACAACAGUAAUAAUCAUAAAACACAGUGCUGCCUUGUUUGUUUCCUAAUUUAUUUUAUUUAAGUUUUCUGUAUCAGAUAAAGAUACUGUAGUAUGAUCUGAGGACCUCCCAUGUGUUUGUAUGGAUGCUUGGUGGUGCAUGAGAGGAUGGACUUCCCCCUUUUUCCAGGUGUCCAUUUUUAUUUUAGCUAAUGUGUGUUCUUGUGAGAUGUGCUUUAUUUGUAAUCUUUAAUAUCAGACACUCCUUUCCUCAUUAGCAUUUUCCCCCUCCUCUGUGGAUGGACACUUGAAUCUGGCGUUGUAGUCAGAAUUGUAUUGUAAAAUAAAAGAGAAAUAAAGUAUGAUU